Messenger RNA from Scomber japonicus (chub mackerel), 609 nucleotides. RefSeq names its product TAFA chemokine like family member 5a (gene tafa5a). Gene Ontology annotation, biological process: G protein-coupled receptor signaling pathway. The record is from RefSeq and is a predicted model, not a curated record. NCBI's taxonomy places the organism in Eukaryota, Metazoa, Chordata, Actinopteri, Scombriformes, Scombridae. Bases 1 to 609 code for a protein of 202 amino acids. The transcript has 5 exons. Gene Ontology annotation, molecular function: receptor ligand activity; G protein-coupled receptor binding.
AUGGCUUCAGUGUCAAGGUUGGCAAGACGCAAAGAUGCCAGUCGCUGGCCGAGAAUGUCGUCAACUUUCUGGGCUGUGGUGCUUCUGACAGCGCUGCUGGUUCUCUACUGCGGCCAGCUGGCAGCGGGGACAUGUGAGAUUGUGACGCUGGACAGGGACAGCAGCCAACCACGGCGGACCAUCGCCAGGCAGACGGCCCGCUGCGCCUGUAAGAAGGGCCAGAUCGCUGGAACUACAAGAGCCAGACCCGCUUGUGUGGACGCUGGUAUUGUUCGGAAAAAGCAGUGGUGCGAGAUGGUGCCAUGUUUGGAGGACGAAGGCUGUGACCUGUUAGUCAAUAAAUCUGGCUGGACCUGUACACAGCCUGGAGGCCGAGUCAAAACCACCACGGGUGCCGUUUACAGAAGACAAUCCCCUGGCCAGCCUGCAUCUCCCUUCAAGCUUCCAGAGUAUUUACGCAUUUAUACAUCUGCCAGUGACAGCAUGUGUUCGGCCGAGUAUAAAAAAGCUCUUUCGAUUGGGCUCCGGCUGGGCCUGAUGGGAGCCCCCCAACACCCCACCAUCACCGCAUCCCCCCCUGUGGUUCUGGGUCGGUACCAGCCUUGGUAA